Manis javanica (Malayan pangolin) is the source of this 756-nucleotide messenger RNA. Lineage: Eukaryota; Metazoa; Chordata; Mammalia; Pholidota; Manidae. The record is from RefSeq and is a predicted model, not a curated record.
AUGGUGUCGCACACUGAGAAAGAUGCACAGAAGACCGAGACAGAGGCUGAGCCCCCAGGGGGCUUAUUGUCUUGUCAGGAGGGGUGGAGGAAUGCUGGACUUCAGGAGACAACAAGAAGACUGCCUAGAGCCUUGCUGCCCUGCUUGCCUCCCGUUCCUCGGGCCUCCUCUUUUCAGAACACACAGAUGUCAGAAACUGAGCUGGAAAAGACAAAAGCAAGAACAGCCGAGCAUUUUGAAAAUGAUAAAAAUAAUAUCUCUUGGUUAAAGGAAGAUAUGCAACUCACAAAUGAAAAGCAUGCAGACGAGAAACCCAUUAAUGCUAUCAUUAUAAAUUCCGUAUCUGAAUUCAAUAUCACAGAUGGACCAGCCAAGGAAACCCCCAGUGAGAAAAAACUGUCAGAACCCAACACAUCACUGUCCUCCCUUGAAGAAUGCCAAACGAAAUUUUCCUACCUCCAAACCGAUACGUCAGUUCAUCCGAGAGACAAUGAUGAGGAGUGUGCUUCCCUGAUUCUUGCCUGUCUGUUUGGCCAGUUUGGGGAUUGUCUCCUGAUGCUCCCCCAUGCGUGUGAAACAGUGUGUACCAACUGGUGCUGCCCCUCUCACAGGUAUCACCACACCUCAGACGAAAGCCACUCGCAGAAUGAUUGCAACUGCAGCUGUGACAUGGACUGCAGCCUUUUUGAAUCCUGCCAUGAGACCAGCGACUGUCUGGAGCUGGCCAUGGAGAUCUCAGAAAUCUGUUACCGCUAG